Molecule: messenger RNA, 720 nt
Organism: Pocillopora verrucosa
Lineage: Eukaryota; Metazoa; Cnidaria; Anthozoa; Scleractinia; Pocilloporidae
Source: RefSeq, a predicted model, not a curated record
AUGGCGAAAGAACACCGUACAUUCAAAGAGGAGUGCUCUUAUAUUGAGCGCUUAAAUGGAAACUCGUUUCUUAUCAAGAAAGGCUUUGUCUCAAACAUGAAGGUUGAAGGUAUCAUCUACAAAAAUGAGUUGCUUGAAAAGCCAAUGUUUGAUGAGCUGAAGCACUGGGCUGGAACUCAAGAGAUCAGUUGGACAACCAGAUGUUCAUUCUGGCUAUGGGUUUGCUAUUGUUCAACCAAAUGUGGAUAUUUCUGGAGCAAGCAAUCUCAUCACAGAAGAAAGAUAACAAAGGAGGAGGAAGGGUGGUACACUUGUAAGGCAAAGAAUGCAGCUGGCUUUUCCACCAAAGACAUUGAAAUUUCUGUAAAGGUUCCACCCCGUGUUAGUAAUGAGUCUAGAAAUCUCACCAUUGCAUUGAACUCCACAUUUACAAAAGAGUGUUAUUUGAGAGGUGAUCCACAAAUCACGUCUGUCAACUGGACCAAGGAUGGAGUGCUCCUUAGUAAAAACAACACCUUGGUUAUUAGACAAGUGAUGUUUAAAGAUAAGGGCAAUUAUGAAUGUACUGCUAAAAAUGAUUAUUGCAAAGCAAACUCUUCCUUCUGGAUUGAUGUCACAGUCUCUCCCCAGACUAUAGAGCCUCCAAUAAACCAGUCUGUUACCGAGGGAAACUCUGUGAGCUUUAGUUACCGAGCUUCAGGUGUGCCAACACCAGCAUAA